AUGGCAUCCUCACAACCGUCCGCCGAAGACAAGAAACGGCUCCGAGGUCUGAGCCGGCUGCUCAAGAAGCGCGAGAGAACUCCAGAGCGGCCCUCCAAUCUAAGUGACUCCGCCUAUGGCAGCAGCGAGGCCAACAGUGCCGACGGGGCCCAAGGGAGAAGCAGUCCCGACAUGGUGCAUGCCGAGAAGGACAGUGAAAUUGCCAACAUCGACCAAGACCGAAACCUUGCGCUACGGCCCUCGACCGGAGAAGUCUUUGACGAAGAUACCGGGGAAAUAGUGACGGUGGUGACGACAACCACAACCACGACCACGACCACCACUACAAGAGGCGGCAAGAAACAACAACAGCAAGACGUGCAGAAGGACGUGAGACGAGAAGUCCAACCGGGGUCAGGCCGACCUCCUCUGUCGGAAAUGCCUGGAGGGGAUCCUGUGCCUUCUUCGCAACCGCAACCACAAACACAACCUGCAGUCACUUCUUCCACCAUCAGUACCUCUGCAGACGGCCGACCGGCGCCGUUGCCGCCGAUCAAAACAGGAGAAAGAUUGCGGACCGAGUCGCCGCCAAUUCCAGCCAAAAGUGCCCUGCGCAGGUCCGGUGAAAUCAUACGAGAGACACCUCGAGACGGGACUGUCGCUGGCACAGGUCCUGGCCCCGGCCCCGGCGCCUUUGUUGACAACCAUAACCAUGGUGGUGGGUACAACAACCAUGGGCCCGUGAGUCCUGUUGUUGACGCACCAUCCACGGCCCGCCCGGGCACGGGUCCAGGCAUGAGCACGGGCGUGACACCUCCAUCCAGUCCGUCGAGACCCAACUUCAGUUAUCCCAGCCGAUCGUCACUGAGGACGGCCGACCAACCCAUGCGCCAUAAUCAAACCACAAUUGAUGAUUUGAAGGCUGCGGCCAAGGGGAUUCAUGGCGUAGGAGAAACCCUCCGCGGAACGCUCAACUCCACCAUCGACCGCCGCUUCCCGUCCAAAAAACCGGAAAAGGCGGCCCGCAUCAACGCCCACAACGAAGAAGUCUUGGAACGCGGCCGUGCCGAGAUCGAAGGAAUCCCCGGAGGAUGGCCGGCCCAUGACGACGAGCUUGAUGAAACAGCACCACCGACAACGGCCCCAAUGCCACCCACGUCUGCAGCAGCACCAACGAUGACCUCAGCAGUCCCAGGCGCACGAACCCGAUCGCGCGAAAAGGACAAGGACAAGGACAAAUCGGGGGGUCUCGGCAAACUGUUCAAGCGGAAACCCGUGCCUCAGGACCAAAGUCUGGAAACGAGGUGA
Capronia coronata CBS 617.96 is the source of this 1287-nucleotide messenger RNA. RefSeq lists its product as uncharacterized. Bases 1 to 1287 code for a protein of 428 amino acids. The record is from RefSeq and is a predicted model, not a curated record. The transcript is spliced from 2 exons. Lineage: Eukaryota; Fungi; Ascomycota; Eurotiomycetes; Chaetothyriales; Herpotrichiellaceae.